UCUGUGCAAGGACGAAGAGCAAAGUCCAGAAGUCCUCUGUAAGUUGCUGAGCAUGUCUUUUGCGAUGGUGCGACCAACCCCAGGUCAUUUCUUGUGCUCUGAGAUCAGCAUGCACUCCGAGGACGACGACAAUGGCAGUGAAGGUUCUGGAUCUGACGACAAGUCCUUCCGUAUGGCCAGCCGCAGCUAUAGCACCCUUAAGUUAGGUGCUCGUAAACAGAGGUAUGGCUGCCAACCGGUAGCGGCUCCCAGUGAGCUCCGUCCUCAGAUUGUCGAGAUCCGCCAGCGGAACACUGCAAAUGCUCGAGAGCGGGAUCGCACGAACAGUGUGAACACGGCAUUCACUGCCCUGAGGACGUUGAUACCUACCGAACCGGCCGACAGGAAGCUGUCCAAGAUUGAGACGCUGCGGUUGGCCUCCAGCUACAUCUCGCACCUAGGGAACAUGCUGCUGGUUGGAGAGGAGUGUGGAGAUGGCCAGCCUUGUCUUAGCAGCUCCGAAGCCUUGUAUCAUCGUCUUCACAACCUUCCAAAGAGCUUGACUCCCAGCCCGGACUCAGAAAACUCUCAGCCCAGACAGAUCUGCACCUUCUGCCUCAGUAACCAGAGACGGCUGAACAAAGACAGAGAAAGAAAAGCUGUGUUAAGAAGUUAAUGAUGAGGAGUAGAGAGAGUAAAAGAGCGUCCCCAUCGCAUCUGUCUGAAGAAACGCGCCGGAGUGAAUUGAACAUUUACUGUAAAUUUACUGUAAAUAAGCUGUUUAAUUGAAUGCAGCAAUGCUUAACCAAGUUACA
Carassius auratus (goldfish) is the source of this 794-nucleotide messenger RNA. RefSeq names its product basic helix-loop-helix transcription factor scleraxis-like. The record is from RefSeq and is a predicted model, not a curated record. Gene Ontology annotation, molecular function: protein dimerization activity; RNA polymerase II transcription regulatory region sequence-specific DNA binding; DNA-binding transcription factor activity, RNA polymerase II-specific. Bases 53 to 655 code for a protein of 200 amino acids. Lineage: Eukaryota; Metazoa; Chordata; Actinopteri; Cypriniformes; Cyprinidae. Gene Ontology annotation, biological process: developmental process; regulation of transcription by RNA polymerase II. The transcript has 2 exons.